AUGUCCUCCGACUACAAGGGCACGGAACUCGACGUCAAAGGAGUGAAAGUCGACGGUGCUCCAGACAGUCCUCGCGACGAGAGUAUACCCUCAUCUCCUACGGAUCCGAUCCGAGCCAAACCGCAAAGAACAUGGCAAUCCUACGUGUGGGACAGUUUGGACAAGUCUCCUGAGGAGCGAAGGUUUCUCUUCAAGCUCGAUGCAGCAGUGCUCACGUUCGCCUCGUUGGGCUACUUCAUCAAGUAUCUCGACCAGAUCAACAUCAACAAUGCCUUCGUCUCUGGAAUGAAGGAAGAUCUGGGCCUGUACAAGAACCAGCUCAACUAUAUGCAGACAUGUUGGACCGUGGGUUACGUGAUUGGAGAGAUACCGUCAAACAUGAUUCUUACCCGCGUCCGCCCCAGCAUUUGGAUACCGACCGCAGAGCUCGUGUGGACAAUCCUCACCUUCUGCACCUCGAGGUGUAACAGUGCCAGCUCCCUCUACGCCCUCCGUUUCCUGGUCGGUCUCGCCGAAAGCACAUUCUACCCUGGCAUGGUCUACGUGAUCGGUUCGUGGUACCGCCGAGACGAGCUUGCCAAACGAUCCUGCAUUUUCCACACCAGUUCGGCAAUUGGCAGCAUGUUCUCCGGGUAUCUGAUGGCUGGUGUGUACCAUUUAGGCGGGAAAGGUGGUCUCAAGGGCUGGCAAUGGCUCUUCGUCAUCGACGGGGUCAUUUCUCUCCCUGUUGCACUAUCCGGCUACUUCCUGCUUCCCGACGUCCCGGAAACAACGCGGGCAUGGUACUUCACGCCUGCAGAGCGCGAGUUUGCCAAAAAGCGCAUGGAACUCGAAGGUCGGGCCCAACGAGCGCCCUACACCAAGGCCAAGUUCAAAAAGAUCUUUACUUCCUGGCGCAUAUACUUCCUGACAGCACUGUACAUGCUGUUCAACAAUGCCGCUUCAGGCGUAGGCCAGCCAACUUUUGCCCAGUAUCUCAAGGACUCGACGAACCCCAAGUACACCAUCUCGCAGAUCAACGUAUACCCGACGACCACAUACGCCGUGCAAAUUGUCAGCACGCUCAUAUACGCUUGGACAUCGGACACGAUAUUCCGUGGCGCGCGGUGGCCGCCGAUCAUCUUUGGUGGUGCGGUCAACAUUAUUUGCUAUGCUAGUCUGGCUGCCUGGAAUAUCCCUGUCGACUGGCACUGGGCUUGCUAUAUCAUCGCUGGCUGUGGUGGUGGGCUGAGCGGGCUUUGCAUGGCGUGGGCACAUGAGAUCUGUUCCGACGACAAUGAAGAGCGCGCUAUUGUUACGGGAUCUAUGAACGAGAUCGCUUACGUCUUCCAGGCUUGGUUGCCACUGGUGGUCUGGCAGCAGGUUGAUGCGCCGCAGUAUCAUAAGGGAUUCGUCACGUCGGCUUGUUUAUCUGGCGCGCUGAUCGUGUGUGCGCUGGCUAUAAGGGUGCUUUGGAAGAGGGAGCUCGCACGCAAGAAGCUGAAAAACUUCGAAGCUUGA
This is a messenger RNA of Exophiala viscosa, 1500 nucleotides long. Its product is annotated as retrograde regulation protein 2. Gene Ontology annotation, biological process: transmembrane transport. The record is from RefSeq and is a predicted model, not a curated record. NCBI's taxonomy places the organism in Eukaryota, Fungi, Ascomycota, Eurotiomycetes, Chaetothyriales, Herpotrichiellaceae. The coding region runs from base 1 to 1500 and encodes 499 amino acids. The transcript is spliced from 3 exons. Gene Ontology annotation, molecular function: transmembrane transporter activity. Gene Ontology annotation, cellular component: membrane.